Messenger RNA from Darwinula stevensoni, 2364 nucleotides. NCBI's taxonomy places the organism in Eukaryota, Metazoa, Arthropoda, Ostracoda, Podocopida, Darwinulidae. The record is from the annotation of a GenBank genome assembly.
AUGGCUAAAUCCAAAAGAUGGGCUACUUAUCAGGGGAAGGGGAUGAGGAAGAUUUUUGACAACCAGAAGAAUGGGGAAAAGGAAGAACCACCUAGGAUUCUGUGCUCGGCUCUUCAUAUAGAUCCCAAUUCCCUUGUAAACAAGGCACCGGCCCAUGAACUCCUCAUUCUUCUCUCGUUCACAAUUCAAAGCAUUGUGUACGUGUUGCAGUCCUUCAUCCACCUGCACUAUCUCAGGUGGCACAUAAUUCUGAGGACAGAUCCCACGAAGCAAUACUUGAGCAAAACUCUUGAGAAGACUCAAUCUGACAUGCCGGAGGGUGGUGACGGGUUGCAAGCGUUUGAUCGAUUCGCGACAAAGAGAUCCUUGAAUAUCCCCAGCUUGGUUAUGGUGAAGUGCGUACCCCCAAGGGAUAUUGUGUUGUCUUUAGUUAGGCCAGGCCAGGUUAGGGCAUCCAUCAUGCCUCAGAACGAGCACAUUGAACUUCACCGCAAGCGGUAUGGGUACCGCUUGAACUACCACACAAGAAAGCGGAAGAAGGAGGCACGAGAACCCAAGCGUCAGGCCAGGUUAGCCAAGGAGUUGAGGGGCAUCAAGGCGAAGUUGUUUGCCAAAAAGCGUCAUGCAGAGAAAGUGCAAAUGAAGAAAACUCUCAAGAGCUUUGAAGAAAAGAUGAAUAGGCAAAAGAAGGAAGACAAGGUUGAAGAAGGAGCAGUUCCAGCAUAUCUCUUGGAUCGUGAAACUCAGAAACGAGCCAAAGUUUUGUCUAACAUGAUAAAGCAGAAAAGGAAGGAAAAAGCAGGGAAAUGGGAUGUUCCAAUUCCCAAAACCACAGGGGUCACAGGUUCUUCUUCUGACUGCUGUGAUCGUUCAAGGGCAUCCAUCAUGCCUCAGAACGAGCACAUUGAACUUCACCGCAAGCGGUAUGGGUACCGCUUGAACUACCACACAAGAAAGCGGAAAAAGGAGGCACGAGAACCCAAGCGUCAGGCCAGGUUAGCCAAGGAGUUGAGGGGCAUCAAGGCGAAGUUGUUUGCCAAAAAGCGUCAUGCAGAGAAAGUGCAAAUGAAGAAAACUCUCAAGAGCUUUGAAGAAAAGAUGAAUAGGCAAAAGAAGGAAGACAAGGUUGAAGAAGGAGCAGUUCCAGCAUAUCUCUUGGAUCGUGAAACUCAGAAACGAGCCAAAGUUUUGUCUAACAUGAUAAAGCAGAAAAGGAAGGAAAAAGCAGGGAAAUGGGAUGUUCCAAUUCCCAAAGUGAAAGCUCAGUCAGAAUCUGAAGUCUUUCGAGUGGUUCGGACAGGAAAGAGCAGGCGCAAGGCUUGGAAACGCAUGGUGACCAAAGUGUGCUUUGUUGGAGAAGGUUUCACCCGAAAACCACCAAAAUUUGAACGUUUUAUUCGUCCUAUGGGGCUUCGUUUCAGGAAGGCACAUGUGACACAUCCUGAGCUAAAGGCCACCUUCUGCCUUCCCAUCCUAGGAGUGAAGAAAAAUCCUAGUUCACCCAUGUAUACAUCCCUGGUCUUUCGAGUGGUUCGGACAGGAAAGAGCAGGCGCAAGGCUUGGAAACGCAUGGUGACCAAAGUGUGCUUUGUUGGAGAAGGUUUCACCCGAAAACCACCAAAAUUUGAACGUUUUAUUCGUCCUAUGGGGCUUCGUUUCAGGAAGGCACAUGUGACACAUCCUGAGCUAAAGGCCACCUUCUGCCUUCCCAUCCUAGGAGUGAAGAAAAAUCCUAGUUCACCCAUGUAUACAUCCCUGGGUGUCAUUACCAAGGGAACCAUCAUAGAAGUGAACAUAAGCGAGUUGGGCUUGGUUACACAAAGUGGAAAGGUUGUUUGGGGAAAAUAUGCUCAGGUUACCAACAAUCCUGAAAAUGAUGGAUGCAUCAAUGCUAGCAGGGGUGUCAAAUACCUCCGGGUGUCCGGCUUAGAAUCAACUUUGCACUUGGUGUUGCGACUGCGUGGAGGUGCGAAGAAGCGUAAGAAGAAGAAUUACACCACUCCUAAGAAGGUGAAGCACAAGAAGAAGAAGGUCAAGCUUGCUGUCCUGAAGUACUACAAGAGUGGAACUACCUUUCCAAAAUCAACUUUGCACUUGGUGUUGCGACUGCGUGGAGGUGCGAAGAAGCGUAAGAAGAAGAAUUACACCACUCCUAAGAAGGUGAAGCACAAGAAGAAGAAGGUCAAGCUUGCUGUCCUGAAGUACUACAAGGUGGAUGAGAAUGGAAAGAUCCAUCGUCUCAGACGAGAAUGUUCCACAGAAGAAUGUGGUGCCGGCAUUUUUAUGGCUGCCAUGUUUGAUCGCCAGUACUGUGGAAAAUGUGGCCUCACAUAUGUCUACAACAAUCCUGAGGAAAGUAAAUAA